GCUUCAGAAUCUUGACAUACCACAGCCAUGGUCCAUAUUCUCGGUAUAAAUUUACCUGAUAACCAGCUCGCUCGUUUUGCCCUUACGACUAUAUACGGAGUUGGUCCUCACCUUUCGCAUCGACUAUGCGCCCGAUUCCAGAUACACGACAAAUGUAGGGUGAAAGAUUUGACACCUCUUCAGACCACAUCUCUCGCGUCUUUCUUGCAAUCCCCUAAAACUGCUCUUCCUUUACCUCAGUAUCCAUUGGCCCCACUAAACUUUGUCGCUCGGCCUCCAUCUAAAUCUAUACAGGAACUUCAGGCCGAAUUCAAUGCUGCCAAAGCGGCUCAGAAGCAGAAGAGAGAAGAAAAGCUGCUGCAAAUGGGUAAAAGUACUGCAGAAGAUGUCAAGGGAAAGACGACGAGAGGAAGGAAGGCCCCAGAAAAGAAAUCCCGGGAUCCAUUGACAGAAUUAAGGAUAGAGUCAGAGCUGAGACGGGAGAUUAGGGAAAACAUUGCACACCAACGGAUGAUUGGUAGUUACGUUGGUCGGCGGCACGCUAUGCACUUGCCCGUUCGUGGACAAAGAACACAGACCAACGCCAAGACGGCUCGCAAACUCAACAAUUUGGACAGAUGGUGAAUGUCGAUUAUUGUCGUACAAAUGCAGCACAUUUCUUCGUUACGCU
This is a messenger RNA of Lentinula edodes (shiitake mushroom), 670 nucleotides long. RefSeq lists its product as uncharacterized. Gene Ontology annotation, molecular function: structural constituent of ribosome; RNA binding. Lineage: Eukaryota; Fungi; Basidiomycota; Agaricomycetes; Agaricales; Omphalotaceae. The coding region runs from base 28 to 624 and encodes 198 amino acids. Gene Ontology annotation, cellular component: ribosome; small ribosomal subunit; mitochondrion. Gene Ontology annotation, biological process: translation. The transcript is spliced from 3 exons. The record is from RefSeq and is a predicted model, not a curated record.